CAUCAUGGCUCUCAAACAGGUAUUUCUACUUUUGGCUGCGCUUGGCGCUGUGAUGGGCAGACCGACGGACAUGGACGAUCCUUCGUUGUUGAAGCCAAGUGAGACAUCAGAAAUGGGCAAGUCUGAUCUUGAAUCUGAGCAUACUGGAAUGAUGGGCAUGAACUACUAUCCGCUUGGACGACCCAUGGCGUUCAUCCCGGUCUAUUACUUACCUCCUCACGGCAUUGUACCUAAACUGAGGCUACGCCGGCCUAUGCAGAAGGAAGGCGAGGCAAUGCCGACCAUGGUCUUUUCAAACCCAAAAGGCUGCGAUAAAACGAUGCCCGAGAAAGAGAUGCCAUUACAAGCUGGGCAAGCAAAGAACUUGCAAGAUCUUAACCCUCCUUCCAUCGCUGCACAACCUGCCCAGCCAAUGAAGAAUCCUGACAAACUAAUGAGCACGUUACCUAAUGUAGAAGAACAAAGGACACACGAGAAUGCACCGAUCAUGAAUGCGCAGUCCAGUUCGCUUGAAUCUUCGGCUGGACCGAUGCCGGCAUUGGAUAAGCCCAUUUCGAGAAGUAUUGAGAAAGAUCAGGAGGAUGUGAUUGGUAUGAUGGAUGCCCAGCGAGAUCUUGUUCCUUUGUCAGAGCCAUCACCUCUAGCGAUUCCAAGAUUGAAAAGAUCUCCCCAGUUUCAUCGUCCACCAUAUUAUGGAUACGAAAGGUACGGCUACGAAGGCUAUGGCGGUUACGAUGGCUACGGCGGGUACGAUGGCUAUGGUGGUUACGGUCCUUACGGCUACCCCGGGUACGGUGAAGAAAUCAUCGAUAUUGAUAUCGGAAUGUAUUGAAAAUGUUGAAUCAAAUGUAUAGUUCACUGAAUGUUUAAUGAUAAAUAAAACUAUUAAUUGA
Daphnia carinata is the source of this 893-nucleotide messenger RNA. RefSeq lists its product as uncharacterized. The transcript is spliced from 2 exons. NCBI's taxonomy places the organism in Eukaryota, Metazoa, Arthropoda, Branchiopoda, Diplostraca, Daphniidae. The coding region runs from base 5 to 832 and encodes 275 amino acids. The record is from RefSeq and is a predicted model, not a curated record.